Culicoides brevitarsis is the source of this 1206-nucleotide messenger RNA. RefSeq names its product DNA repair protein RAD51 homolog 1-like. Gene Ontology annotation, molecular function: ATP hydrolysis activity; single-stranded DNA binding; ATP-dependent DNA damage sensor activity. The coding region runs from base 100 to 1140 and encodes 346 amino acids. Lineage: Eukaryota; Metazoa; Arthropoda; Insecta; Diptera; Ceratopogonidae. The transcript is spliced from 3 exons. Gene Ontology annotation, cellular component: condensed nuclear chromosome. Gene Ontology annotation, biological process: double-strand break repair via homologous recombination; DNA recombinase assembly; chromosome organization involved in meiotic cell cycle. The record is from RefSeq and is a predicted model, not a curated record.
UAUCGAAAUUUUCCCGCGAUCACUGCAUAAACAAAGCAUUUGUUGGAAAAUUUAAUCAAAUUUAGAUUUUUUUGAACCAAAAUCCUGCCAGCUACAAAAAUGACUGACCAAGCAAGUCGUUCGACGAUUCAAACAACCGCAACGGGCCAAUCUGUGGCAGAAGACGAGGAAGAAAUCGGAGGACCUAUUCCUGUCUCGAAAUUGGAGGGCAACGGAAUCACCUCUGGCGACAUCAAAAAAUUGCAAGAAAACGGAUAUUACACCGUCGAAUCGAUCGCUUUUACUCCAAAGAAAGCUCUCUGUAUGAUAAAAGGCAUUUCGGAAGCCAAAGCAGAGAAACUUGUCACCGAGGCACACAAACUCGUGCCCAUUGGAUUCACAACUGCCACAGAUUUCCAUCAGAAACGCGCGGAAAUUAUUCAAAUCACCACUGGUUCACGUGAAUUGGACAAAUUAUUGGGAGGCGGCUUGGAAACGGGAUCCAUCACAGAAGUUUUCGGCGAAUUUCGCACUGGAAAGACUCAAUUGUGUUUGACGUUGGCUGUUACUUGUCAACUCCCAAUUUCCCAAGGAGGCGCCGAAGGAAAAUGCUUGUACAUCGACACCGAAGGCACUUUUCGUCCCGAACGCUUACUCAGCAUCGCCGAACGUUACAAAAUGGAUGCCAAUGCCGUGCUAGAUCACGUCGCCUUUGCUCGUGCCUUCAAUACGGACCACCAAACGCAACUUCUGAUCCAAGCAGCUUCCAUGAUGGCGGAAUCUCGUUACGCUUUGCUCAUCGUAGACAGCGCCACAGCCUUAUAUCGCACCGAUUUCAGUGGUCGCGGGGAAUUAAGUGCUCGUCAAAUGCAUCUCGCCCGGUUUUUGCGAAUGUUAUUGAAGUUGGCAGACGAAUAUGGGGUCGCAGUGUUGAUAACGAACCAAGUUGUGGCACAAGUAGAUGGCGCUUCGAUGUUUGCGGCAGAUCCGAAGAAGCCGAUCGGCGGGAAUAUCAUCGCGCAUGCAAGUACAACGCGUUUGUACUUGAGAAAAGGACGCGGCGAGAACCGAAUGUGCAAGAUUUAUGAUUCGCCAUGCCUGCCAGAGUCGGAAUGCAUGUUCGCGAUCAAGGCAUCCGGGAUUGGCGAUGCUACUGAGUGAUUUUUUCUUUGAUCUUUGAUGAGAUUUUACUUUUUUUGAUUAAUAAAUAUUUGUCUUAAUAUGUAA